Closterium sp. Yama58-4 is the source of this 2262-nucleotide messenger RNA. The record is from the annotation of a GenBank genome assembly. Lineage: Eukaryota; Viridiplantae; Streptophyta; Zygnematophyceae; Desmidiales; Closteriaceae.
AUGGCGGCUCGCCGUCGAAUCGCCACGUCACCGAAGCUGCUCGCCGCGCUUGCCGUCGCGCUGCACCUCGUCGCUUUCGCCGCCGCCAUGUUUGCGCCGGACGGCAACGUGGUAUCGCUGGACGCGGAGAGCUUCACUACUCAAGUGCUCGCGCAACCCGCCGUCUGGCUUGUGGAGUUUCAUCAGGACAAGUGCGAGCCGUGCAUGCAGUUCGCGCCCGAGGUGGCCAAGGUCGCUGAUUCGCUCAAAGGGCUCGUCAAGGUGGGCGCUAUCAACUGCAACAAGGCACCGGACGUGUGCAUGCAGGCGCAGAUCAAGGAGCUGCCUGCAUUCAGGCUGUACCCAUGGGAGGUGAAAGCCAACCCGUACACGCACAAGCGCUACAAGGAUGCGCCUCAGGUGUUCAAUGGAGACAACACCGCUAAGGCGCUUGUCAACUUUGCCACUGCCGCCCUACCCCACGACCUGGUGGCCAACAUCUCCUCUGGCGCCUCUGCUGACGCCUUCCUCGCUGCCAACGCCACCCUCAACAAGGUGGUGCUCUUCUCCACCAAGCCCGCUGUCACGCCGCUCUUCAAGGCCCUCUCGCUGCAAUUCAGGAAGAGGCUGGUGUUUGCGCAGGCCAAGUCGACUGACGAGCCUCUGGUGGCCUCCUUUGGCGCCACCUCCUUCCCCGCGCUCUUCCUGCACAAGGCGGACGGCACCAGGCAGCUCUACGACGGUCCGCUCAAGCCCGAGCCAAUCGCCGCCUUCCUCGAGCAGUUCGCCGCCCCCCCCGAGCCCGCCGCUGACUCAGCGACAGCUGGCGACGCGGAGGCGGGCGGGGCGGGGGCGGCGGGGGAGGAGAGUCAGUCGCGGUGGGUGCGGCACAUGAGGGGCGCGAAUUUCAGCAGCCAGGUGCUGCAGCGCGAGGAGAUGUGGAUGGUUGCACUCACCUCCUCUGCCGAGGAGUGCAGGGAGGUGAAGGAGAAGUUUGAGAAGACAGCAGAGGAGCUCGUAGGCAUGAUUUUUGUGGGAGUGCUGGACAUGCAUACGGAUGAAGAUGCCAAGAGUCUCGCAACCAAGUACGGGGUGAAGGAGCCGUGUGGAGAGGCGCUGCUCUUUCCCUUGGGAGACGACAAGGAGGAGAACGAACCUGAGCGCAUGCCUCUAGCAUCCUCCCUCAAGGCCAUGACAGCAGCGGUGUAUGCCCUUGCGCCCGACUCCUUUGUGCGCCACAUCACCGCUGACUCACUCGAGGUCUUCGCUCAGACCAACCCGCUGCAGCCCAAGGUGUUUCUGUUCACGAAUAAGAGGGAGACACCUGGCAUGUACAAAGUGCUCUCCACCACCUUCCGCAAAGACGCUCUCUUCGCCCUCGUGCAUGAGAGUGAGAAGAAGGUCGUUGCGCGGUUCAAAGUUGCCAAGUUCCCCCACAUGUCGAUAAUGUUCCCAGCACCCAGUCCAGGGAGGGAGGGCGAGGUGCAGCUGACGGUGCGAGACUUCCCCGGCCCGCUCAAGUACCACACUGUGGCACCGCAGCUCAUGCAGUUGGUGGCAGCAGCGCGGCAGUUUGCGGCGCCAACAGCGGAGAUAGUUGCAUUGGGGGAGGGCAAGGAGGGGCAGGAGGAUGUCUUUCAGACGGAAUGCGUCGAUUCCAACCGUCUGUGUGUGAUUGGUCUAUUCAACACCGACGCCCCUCUCGACCAGCUCAAGCGGGUGGCAGCCAAGUGGCUGAGGGGCGGCCAGUUUGUCUUCAUGUGGCUGGACGCGGGCCGGCACAAGGCGUUGGCAUCUCGAGUGCUGCCACAGCUAGGCGUGAGCCAGCAGGACCUGCCGACAGCGGUGGUGGUCAGCCCGCGCAAGAUGCGCUGCGCCGUGCUGCCGGAGGCCUUUUCCCCGCCCAUCCUCGACGCGUUCCUGGACUCGCUGCUGGCAGGCCGCGUCCGCACCUUCCCUCUUGAUCGCCUGCCAUCGUUCCUGCCGGGCCCCUCAGUGGAGUCUUCCCCGGCAGCAGAGGCAGCAGAGGAGGCAGCAGAGCCAGAGCCGAUCGCAGAGGAGGAGUUUGAUCUGGCGGACAUCAUGAGCGAGCAGGUGGAGGAUGCCGACGCUGUGGCCUCCAAGGAAGACAAGAUUCUGCAGGCGGACAAGGAGGCAGAGGAGGAAGCUGCCAGGAAGGCAGCAGAGGCGGAGGCAGCAAAGAAGGCAUCUAAGAAGAAAAAGAAGAAGAGCAAGACCAAGAAAAGCAAAGCCGUGGACUCAGACGUCAGAGAUGAGCUGUAG